Molecule: messenger RNA, 1752 nt
Organism: Trichoplax adhaerens
Lineage: Eukaryota; Metazoa; Placozoa; Uniplacotomia; Trichoplacea; Trichoplacidae
Exons: 3
Coding region: 1-1752 (583 amino acids)
Source: RefSeq, a predicted model, not a curated record
AUGGCAACUAUGAAAGUGGCGAAACCUGUUAAUCAGUUAUUUAAGAGCAAAAAAACGACUCCUUUUUUAGGAUGGUCUUCAGAAAAAAUAAAAUGCUAUAAGAGUAUUCUUGAAAAGAUAUCUGUUUCCGAUUUUAAGCUGUCAAAAAUUCAAGCGUUUGGUGAUGCUAGGCUAUUGGACGAGUUAAGAGAAGCUACAAAAGUGAAAUUUUCUACUAAAUGGCAUAAGCAAAGUGCUGUACAAAUUGUUAAUAGCACAGCUACAGAAUUUACCGAUUCGACUAAUCAAACUGUAGCAUAUACGGCUGGAGGGCUAUCUGCUUUAUUAAAAGCAUUCGAAUUGUUGCAUAACCGCUCGGAAAUGAAAGUCGUUUUCUCUUCAGAUAGUCAUUUAUCAAUAAUGGAUCGCAGUGGUCUACAGGCACAUCAACAUCCCACACAAUACGAUGAAUAUACAUUAUCAGAUUUAAUCAAAGCUCUCUCGUUCAAUUUUAUCGAUUCUAGAGAUCCUGAAAAAUCUAAUUACCAGUCGUUUUCCAUUCCGAUGCUCAAUCCUAGUACCUCAAAACUGAUUUCUUACACAAAUUUUUUUUUGGAGUUUCUUCAACAGAAAGGUAUGGCCGGAUUCGAUGUUACACAAAGGAGUAAAUUAGUGGUUGAAGGGCAAAAACUGUCGUUGGAGAAUUUUUCUUACAUCGAUUAUUUGACAAGGGCUAGCUUGAAUAAAUCUAUUAUGGAGCGGAAGGGACGUCUAUAUUUUGGUUUUCCAGAGGAUCUUCCAAGGUUAAAACAUGGUUUAAAUUCAUGGAAAAUGCUAGGCAUUGAGUCUUACUUUGUUGAUGAUGCGUUCUUGAAAGAUAGAACUUUAUUUGAUAUAGAAAAUCAACCGGUGCACGCAUAUUUCAUUCCUGGUGAUGGCUUUUUUUAUCCUGAUAUCAUGGAAGUGAUCAUUGAAUAUUUACAGUUACAUUAUCCUGACAAAUUCGAGUACCGAGCUAAUACAAAACUAGCUUCUGUUUAUAUUAAUCCAGGCAGUGAAACAGCAGUCGCUGUCAAGGAAAUAACACCAGAUGGUAGUGACCGAUAUUCGUCCAUUAAUUCUAUAUAUUGUUCACUAGGACAUGACCAAGUUUUUCGUAAUGGUCAGGCCAUAUAUAAGGAAACCUUGGCAACUAGUACCACUGGAGACUGGGUACAACAUAUCCAUGUCGAUGAUCUUAAGAGCAGACUGACAAAUAAUAUGACUAUUGAAGAGUAUCUUAAUAAUUCAGAAUACAAUCUGCCUUAUGCUGAUAAGUUUAAUCUUCACGUCACAAGGCUUGGAUAUAAAAAAUCAUCCAUUCAAGAUUGGUAUGACAUAUUUUAUAGAGUGACUGAAGGCGGCGUACUCAAUUAUCAAACUGGACUAGGAAGCAAAAAUGAAAAAAGAGGUCAUUCAGUAUUGGAAAAAAAAGAUGUUAUCAAUAAGUUAUAUAAGCUAAACAAAACACAAUUAGGUAUUUGGAAACCAAUCACAGAAGGUAGUUGCUCGCGAAAGAUAGACAAAAAUAACACGAGGACAAAUCAUUCAGUUGCAUCUAAUGCUAUUUUUUCUAUAAAUGCUUCUGGUACAGGUGUUGUUGACGCUGCGAAACAUAUUAAGCUCCAAAAAAUAGAUUUUUGGAAUAAAGGCAUUUUGAAAGUGGUACCGAUUCAAAUUCCAAGAGCUGAUACGCUAGGAUUAAUGGAAUCGCCAACAAACCAUAUUGCAUGA